Messenger RNA from Acaromyces ingoldii, 2460 nucleotides. RefSeq names its product DNA mismatch repair protein MutL. NCBI's taxonomy places the organism in Eukaryota, Fungi, Basidiomycota, Exobasidiomycetes, Exobasidiales, Cryptobasidiaceae. Gene Ontology annotation, molecular function: ATP-dependent DNA damage sensor activity; ATP hydrolysis activity; mismatched DNA binding. Gene Ontology annotation, biological process: mismatch repair. The record is from RefSeq and is a predicted model, not a curated record. The transcript is spliced from 5 exons. Bases 141 to 2408 code for a protein of 755 amino acids. Gene Ontology annotation, cellular component: MutLalpha complex.
GCUACCGCUUUGUCCGUCCACCCAGGCGCCUCGUGCUCCUGUGCCGCCACGAGAGCGAAAAUGCGAAACGCGUCCGUGCGUGAGUAACAAACAAUUAAGUUCAAUAUUUGGAACGCUCAGUCACUAUACGCCUCACGACAAUGGACGAGGACGACGAAGAGGCCUUGGCUCCGGGGGAAGGUGAGGUCGGACUCGAGGAGCCGCACAUGGAGCAAGAGCGGAAUAGAGAAGACGAGGAACAUGAGGAAGAAGAGGAUCAAGAUAGGCAUGAGCGGCUUCUGCAGGCAGAGGCUCGUCCCAUCAUUCGUCUCGAGGAGGAUGUCGUGAAUCGGAUCGCGGCUGGCGAGAUCAUUCACCGGCCCGCGAACGCCCUCAAGGAGCUCAUCGAAAACAGCCUCGAUGCCGGUGCGACGCUGAUCAAAAUCGUCCUGAAAGAAGGCGGUCUCAAAACGCUCCAGAUCCAGGACAAUGGUUGCGGGGUCAAGGCCUCGGAUCUGCCUCUACUUUGCGAGCGCUUCGCCACCUCGAAACUCAGAGACUUCUCCGACUUGAGCCGAAUGACGACAUUUGGAUUCCGUGGCGAGGCACUUGCCAGCAUCAGCUAUGUCAGUGCAGCCAUGACCGUUGUUAGCAAGACAAAGGACAGCGACUGCGCAUACCGUGCAUCAUAUGCCGAAGGAACCCUCGUUCCUCCGAAGCCCGGCCAGUCGGCAACACCCAAACCAUGCGCAGGCACCGACGGAACCCAGAUUAUGGCAGAGGACCUUUUUUACAAUGUACCCCAGCGCCGAAGGGCUCUCAAGAGUGCUGCCGACGAGUACAACCGAUGUCUCGAUGUUGCUUCUAAGUACGCUGUUCACUAUGGAGGCCGAGGUGUAGGAUUUGUCUGCAAAAAGGCGACUUCCCACGUCACGGAUCUCAGCACACCGGCGUCGGAUGCAGCGACCACGCUUGACACGAUUCGAUUGCUCUACGGCAGCAGUAUCGCAAGGGAGCUCGUACGGCUGAAGCCACGGCGCGUCUCGUCGCUAGGCUUUUCCGUCGAGGGCUGGCUCAGCGGUGCCAAUUACUCGACAAAGAGGACCACAUUUCUCCUUUUUAUUAAUCACCGUCUCGUCGACUGUGCCCCGCUCAAGCGCUCAUUCGAGGCCUUGUACGGCUCGCUGCUUCCUAAAGGGGGGCAUCCCUGGAUCUAUUUAAGCCUGGAGAUUGACACGGAGAAGGUGGACGUCAACGUCCACCCCACCAAAAGAGAAGUUCGCUUCCUCGACGAAGACGACAUCAUUGAGGCAGUCUGCGAGCAUGCCCAGGACUGUCUUGCGGGUGCCAACUCCAGUCGCAACUUCCAGCUCACUCAAGCUAUCUUGCCAGGAGCAUCGAUACCCGAAGGGAGAAAGGAUGGGGCGCAAGCACCGGUCAUUUCCAGAAGCAGCGGCUAUCCACAGCAUACGGUGCGCGUCGACGCCAGAGCACAGACGCUAGACUCUAUGGGUGCCUUUACACAGAUCGAGCCCAGUAACGAGCCGGCCUCUUUACCCUACCGUGGACUUCCUGAAGGUGAAUCACAGAAGCAACAGCAACAGCCGCCAGCGACAGCGACGGCGAGGCGAAAGAUUGCUGAGAGCGAGUGCACCCUGGCAAGUGUUCGAAAGAUGCGCGAGCGAAUCUCAAAGGCUCGGCAUCAGGGCCUGACGGACGUCUUUCAAAACCACACGUUUGUCGGUGUCGUGGAUACUGCCAAGUCGCUCUCUCUGCUCCAACAUCGUAAAGAGCUCUACAUUUUCGAUCACGCUCAGAUUAUCGAAGAUUUUGCAUACCAACUUGCUAUACGGCAAUUCGGCAACCUCGCCCGGGUCCGACUGUCACCACCACCCAGCCUGGCCGACCUGUUGCGCACUGCUCUCCUCGUUGAAGCCAGUCAACCACAGCCAGGUCGUGGGGAUCUCUCAGACGACGACAUUAUCGUGAGGGUAACGGAGAAACUCGUUUCAAGGGCCGACAUGCUCGAAGAGUACUUUUCUAUCAAGGUCGACGGCGAGGAGCAGACUUUGGAAACGUUACCAGCAUUGAUCCCCGGACAUUCAACUAUCGUGCUGGAGAGGCUGCCCACGCUCAUGCUGCGCUUGGGAAGCGAGGUCGACUGGGAGCGCGAGCGCGAGUGCUUCGAGGGCAUCGCCAAGGAGCUGGCCUUGCUGCAUGUCCCCAUGUUUGAAGGAGAAUCAGAAGAGGGUCAAGAGCCUGAGUCAAAGGAUCCGGGCGCAGAUCUGGAGAAGUUGACAAGGGUCAUGACCCAGGCGUGGCUACCCUCCAUGCGCUGCUACCAGCCAUCAAAGGACCUCAUUGCAAACAAAGCCGUGGUACAGGUUGCCAGCCUUCCGUCACUGUAUUCUGUUUUCGAGCGUUGUUAGCAAUGUCGUCCACUCUGUAUGCAUAUGUAAACGUUUGUAAUCUUCACUGGUC